Molecule: messenger RNA, 9016 nt
Organism: Salvelinus fontinalis (brook trout)
Lineage: Eukaryota; Metazoa; Chordata; Actinopteri; Salmoniformes; Salmonidae
Gene: cep170ba
Product: centrosomal protein 170Ba
Exons: 19
Coding region: 277-5295 (1672 amino acids)
Molecular function (GO): protein binding
Source: RefSeq, a predicted model, not a curated record
GACUGACUAGUUGCGUCACUCGUCUAGAGAACGUUGAUCCUUGUGCGUGGCGGUGGAAGUGUAAUGUCAGUUUUCGUCGGCUUGUCAAAUAUUGAAGGGAGGGUGUGUUCGCCAUUUACCUGGACUAACAUUAUUGCUUCUUGAAACUACUUUACUAAAGAAGAGGACAGAUACAGCUGUAAAUUAUUAUUUAUUGUGUUAACGCUGGCUACUAUUCUGGAGAAAGCAGAGUCCGGAUUAAAGGAUGCUAAGAAGGCUCUGAGUCGGGGCUCCAAGAUGAGUGUGACGUCAUGGUUCCUGGUCAGCAGCUCAGGCACAAGACACCGGUUGCCACCGGAGAUGAUCUUUGUGGGCCGGGAGGAGUGCGAGCUCAUGCUGCAGUCACGCAGUGUGGACAAGCAGCACGCUGUCGUCAACUACGACCCAGCCACAGACGAGCACAUGGUGAAGGACCUGGGCAGCCUGAAUGGGACUUUUGUGAAUGAUCUGAGAAUCCCAGACCAGACUUACAUCACCCUGAAGCUCUCUGAUGUCAUCCGCUUUGGAUAUGAUUCUCAUGUGUACAUCCUGGAGAGGAGUCAACACAAGGUGCCAGAGGAGGCUCUCAAACAUGAGAAGUACACCAGCCAGCUGCAGAUGAGUAUGAAGGCCCUGGAGGCCAGGAAGAGGGAGAAGGAGAGGCAGCAUGCUGAGGAGAGAACCAGAGACUCAUUCCGCUCCAAACAGGAGAAAGCUGAGGGUAAAGCUGCCCUCGCAGCAGUGGUCAGCGAGGCUCCAGUGUCCAGACCUACUCCUCUGUAUGGGCAGCCGUCGUGGUGGGGGGAGGAUGAUGCUGAACACGGUGAAGGACAGCGGCCAGACGAGGACCCGGCAGAGAAUACUAAAGAGAGCUACAAACAGGAGGCCAACGGCUCCCUGUCAGACAGCCAGGCCAGGUCCAUCUACUCGCACCACAGGGAGCCCAGCUACUUUGAGAUCCCCACCAAGGAGUUCCAGCAGCGGGAGCUCCAGGAGGUUCCCACUAAGGACACUGACCCCCCUGCUGUCCCUGUUCUCCCCCCAGCCCCCACACCCCCUGUUGUGCAGAGCCACGCCUCCUUCACCAUCGAGUUUGAUGAAUGCAUGCCGGGCAAAAUCAAGAUCAAAGACCAUGUGACUAAGUUCUCCUUCCGCCAGCAACGCAAGCUCCUGAAUAAGGAGGCGGUCACCGCACCCACUGAGGUGAUGUCAGCAGAGAGCAAGGUGGCUGAUUGGCUGGACCAAAGCGACGUGCGCAUGAUGCAGAGGUGGUCUCAGACAGAGGACAUUUUCAGCACCAACAGUGACCUGCCCAUCUACAACAAUGCUUCCACAGGCCAUCACCAUGAGGAUGGGACUCGGGGCAACUCUGAGGAUUCUGUUGUGAACGGUAAGCAGGUUAUCCAGUCAAAGCCACCGAUGGGGCCUCACACGACUCUAUCAACCCAUCUGUGGCCCCCUAGACCCUUCACACCCCCUGACUCAGAGGAGCUUCUGUCCAGCUCCCCUCCAGAGACUCACUCCUCUCCUCAGAGCCAUGGCAAAGAAGACCCCCAGCAGGCCUUCGUCAUCGAGUUCUUUGAUGACAAUCCACGCAAGAAGCGUUCACAGACCUUCACCAGCAACACAGUCCAGCCCGACAGCCCGGCACUUAGGAACAAGCUGGAGAAGAAGUUGGGCCCCAGCACCCCCACCCAGCAGUAUACCAUACCCCUGAAGGGCCCGGGCUCUGGAGGCCCCCAGAGGGCUGGCUCCCUGAGGCGGGAGAAGAUGGAGGAUCGGAUCAAUACUAGCUUCUCUUCCCAAUCUUCCUCCAUACAGCCCAGGCCCUUUAGAAGUGUGGGCCGCAGGUCCAAACUGGCCCAGGACUUCACUGCUGAGUUCCUGAGGGAGUCCAAACAGGAGACUAGACCGAGCAUGAACACAACCUGGGAGAGGAAGACUUCACCUGUGUCUCCUACCAUCAGCCCACCACCAACAGAAAUGGCAGCAGUGCCCAACUCCCACCAUACCCCACCAAGCCCCCCUCAGCCCCCUGUCCCAAAUCUGACUCAGACCUCCACCGUCAACCAGCCUGUGCCCCUGAAAGCCCCUCUACUAUCCCUGGUCAACCAUACCCUGGAGGCCGCACGUACCCUGGAGGCCGCACGUACCCUGGAGGCCGCACGUACCCUGGAGGCCGCACGUACCCUGGAGGCCACACGUACCCUGGAGGCCGCACGGAGCCUGGAGGUUGGAACCCCCAGAAGCUUGGGGAAUGAGGAGGAUGAUGCCUUGAGUGAAGCAGGCACCUACACCAUCGAGACAGAGGUCCAGGAUGAAGAGGUGGUGGAGGCACGCAGCAAGAUAGACCAGGUGUUUGGGGUUGUUGACGGGCCAGAGCAGCCCAGCCACACUGCAGCAGCAGCAUAUAAGCCUGUUAAGGCUCAGGACAGGGAGGAGCGUAGGGAGAGUAGCUCUGUGGAUCUAAGGCCAGCUCCAGGGCAGGGACAGAAUCAGCUGCAGGGGUCUGGUGGCUCUAAGUGGGUGUCUCGCUGGGCCAGCCUGGCAGACAGCUACACAGACUCUGGCCCCGCCUCAGGCCUCUUCGACAUCCCCUCACAGAUUGAGCUGUCAGGAGGAGUUGGUGGGAGGACCGGCUAUCAGGCGAUGCUCAGUCGCAACGUCAAAAGUGUGGAAUCAGAAGGCCAGAGUUCCAGAACACGGCGGAUUCUGCCUCAGGCACCGUUGGUGGAGAAGAAUGAGUCUCCAACUCCCAGCAUUCUAGUCCAUCAGGACACUUACUCUACCUAUGAUGUCAGAGAGAAGAGCUCCAGAGCCCUCUGUCCACAGGAGGGACUCCACAACCUGUCUGUACAGGACGACCUAGACCCAGACAGCCUGAGUGAUGUCAGUAAGUCAGACGACGGCUCCAUCGUAGAACAGAGGACGACGCCCACACCAGAUAUGACAGACAAGAGUUCAUCUCAGAGCAGAGAAGAGGAGAGGCCCAGACUCCCACCCAAGUCUACAUCAUUCUACAUCGACUCUGAGAAGCGGGGAUCCAGACCCAAUACGCCCAGGACUGAGAGAAAACUACCACCUCCUCCUAAUACACCACAGCUCUCCACAGCCACCCUGACCAAACAACGGGGUGGACAGGACUCACAGAAGACUGUGAAGCCCAACUCGUCAGCUCCCAAGCUGGACUACCAGGGUAGAGUCAGCCCUCAGCCCAAGGAGAUCUCAGUGUGUCUGGUCAGGCAGGAGAGCUUCACUAAGGACCAGCCAAGUGAUGCUGCACAGGUCACCAGACUCCCCCACAUCUCCAGCCAGCCUGCUCUGAAUGACCCAGACCCUGCUGAGGUGUUCCAGGCUAUCUGCAGCCAGGACACCCACUCCUACCUCAAGGAGACUGAGGACGCUCUGGCUGCCCUGGAGGCCAAGCUCCAGGCCCAGACUGAUGUAGUUCCUUGUCCCAUAGAUGACACUCUGUCUGGGGAGUCUGACAUGGACUCAGCUAGCACUGCCAGCCAGCGCAGCAACCAGACUGCCCCCAAGACCAGAUCUAAGAAGCCCUCUAUCACCUGUGGCCUUCAGAGGGAGAGGUCCUCUGCCAGCUCCUUCACCCAGGAGCCCAGUCGCCUGCCGUCAGCCCAUAAUCGCCUGUCAGAAAAGCAGCGGUCUCAGGGAGAAGAUAGCAGAGAUAGUAAGCCUGAACCAGGCAGGAGACUGGGGAUGAGACGCAGUGUGGGCAAACACGGCUCCAUGGACCUUAGCGAUGACCCCCAGAGCUCCAGCUUACCCUACUGGCCUGAUACCAUUUCCUCAGACCAGGAAGGCUACCGGCCCACUGCACGCAAGAAGUACACCGCCCCCCUGCAGAAGGAGGAGUCUUCUAAGUCCUCCAAAGUGUCCCAGGCCCUGAGCCGCUCCAACAGCAUGUAUGCCCCAAGGCCUACUAGAGCCUCCAUGCUUCGUCGGGCUCGCCUGGGCGAGGCGUCCGACAACGAGGGCACAGAGACGGACAGGAUCUCCCAGGAGGCUAGUGGGACCACCAAGGCCUCCCAGGACAGUAAGAAGCAGCUCUCCAGGCUGGACAUGCUGGCUCUGCCCCGGAAGAGGACCAGCUCCUUCCACACUCCCAGUGAUACAGAGUCCUCCGCACCCAGGACCGGCUUCUCCAACCGCAGCACAGAGUCCAACAGCGGCUCUGGGCGCAAGGCCUCUGUCGCCGGACCCAGCUCUAAGCCUGUGCUAGGCAGGGCCUCUGGAGCUCCCUGCAAGCCCAUCACCCGCGGCCGCUCCAGCAGUGCCAAAUACACCAGCAGCACAGCCAGCUCCAGACAACGGCAGAAAGGCUCUGACUACACCUCCACCUCGGAGGAGGAGUAUGACUCUGGUAACCAGAUCACCCCUAAACACAAACGCUCCCAGACCCCCUCAGCCUCCCGCUCCCAGCCCCUCAUCCCCCCGCGCCCCAAACCCCGCUCAAGAGACUCGGACCAGGAGAGUCACGAGGGAGACGCCUACCAGAACUGGUCCUCCCACAGUGCUGAGAUAGCAAAACUGAGUCAGGACCUGGCUAAAGAUCUGGCCAUCCUGGCCAGGGAGAUCCAUGACGUGGCUGGUGAUACUGAUCCUCAGAGCUCUUCUGGAGUGGAGGCCAACACACCUGCCUCUACCAUGACCACCCAGGAUGAGUUGGUCCAUCCUAUUCCUGAGGCUGGUGUGAACUACCAGAGAGCUCCCCCUGAUUCACCUGCUGCUGGGGACCCCGACCAAACCAUGAUGAAUGAGCAGGAACACAACUCUAAGCACAGAGGAUGGGAAGAGGUUGUUGUUGAUGACCUUAUGCUGAAUCCAGUGUCCCAGAUCUCUCUGGCUAUUCGAGAAAACACAGAGCAACUAGCUGAGAAAAUAAAGGUACUAUUCCACAACAAACAGGACAUUUGGGAGGAGAUUGAAGCAAAGAUCAAUGCUGAAAAUGACAUCCCUGUCCUGAAAGGCUCUAACAAGGAAAUCACAUCUAUUCUCAAAGAGCUCAGAAGAGUUCAGAGACAACUUGAAGUCAUCAACACCAUCAUUGAACCCAGUGGGAACCUUGAGCCAGCCAAAACCUCCACUCCUAUCUCACCCUCCUCAGCCAGCGUAAGGCCAUCCAGGGCCCCUUCGAGAGACUGGAGAUCAUUAGGUUCCCAGCGGGGUGAGGGUGGGGUCUCCUCUUCCAGCUCCAGGUCCAGUGAGAGUGUCAGGAGAUCAGCUAUGGCCUCAGAGGCAGAGAGCUAUGUGGUCUGAGGUUCUGGAAAACAGUGCCUCCUCUUCACUGCUGCGCCACAAUCCCAGGUGUUGAGAGAGUGGAUUUGAGAGGGGGAAAUGGGCACUGCAAGAGAGAACUGUGGCCCCACUGCACGAAGACACUACUGCACUGUGUGUACACUACUAGAGAACUGAAAUGCGUAUUUAACUGCCAUGGUGUGAGAAGGGGAUUGUACAUGACACACUAAAGCCAUGCAUUGGUUAGUUCAGCUGAGAGAAAACCCCUUUAAGGCAAGGCCAUUAUUGUGCCAUAUACAGUGCAUUCGGAAAGUAUUCAGGCCCCUUGACUUUUUCCACAUUUUGUUACGUUACAGCCUUAUUCUAAAAUGUAUUACAUAGUUUUUCCUCCUCAUAAAUCUACACACAAUACCUCAUAAUAACAAAGCAAAAACAGGUUUUUAGACAUUUCUGCAAAUGUGUUAAAAAUUAAGAACUGAAAUAUAAUAUUUACAUAAGUAUUCAGACCCUUUACUCAGUACUUUGUUGAAGCACCUUUGGCAGCGAUUACAGCCUAGAGUUUUCUUGGGUAUGACGCUACCAUCUUGGCACAAUUGUAUUGUUCAUCAUUCCCUCAAUCUGGACUAGUCUCCCAGUCCCUGCUGCUGACGAACAUCCCCACAGCAUGAUUCUGCCACCACCAUGAUUCACCGUAGGGAUGGUGCCAGGCUUCCUCCAGACGUGACGCUUUGCAUUCAGGCCAAAGAGUUCAAUCUUGGUUUCAUCAGACCAGAGAAUCUUGUUUCUCAUGGCCUGAGAUUCUUUAGGUGCCUUUUCGCAAACUCCAAGCAGGCUUCAUGGGCCUUUUACUGAGAAGUGGCUUCUGUCUGGCCACUACCAUAAAGGUCUGAUUGGUGGAGUGCUGCAGAGAUGGUUGUCCUUCUGGAAGGUUCUCCCAUCUCCACAGAGGAACUCUGGAGCUCUGUCAGAGUGAUCAUCGGGUUCUUGGUCACCUCCCUGACCAAGGCCCUUUUCCCCCGAUUGCUCAGUUUGGCCGGGCGGCUUAGUGGUUCCAAACUUCUUCCAUUUAAGAUUGAUGGAGGCCACUGUGUUCUUGGGAACCUUCAAUGCUGCAGAAAUGAUUCGGUACCCAUACCCAGAUCUGUGCCUUGACACAAUCCUGUCUCUGAGCUCUACGGACAAUUCCUUCGACCUCAUGGCUUGGUUUUUUGCUCAGAAAUGCACUGUCAACUGUGGGACCUUAUAUAGACAGGUGUGUACCUUUCCAAAUCAUGUCCAAUCAAUUGAAUUUACCACAGGUGGACUCCAAUCAAUUUGUAGAAACAUCUCAAGGAUGAUCAAUGGAAACAUGAUGCACCUGAGCUCAAUUUUGAGUCUCAUAGCAAAGGGUCUGAAUACUUAUGUACGUAAGGUAUUUCUGUUUAUUUUUUUAUACAUUUGCACAAAAGUCUAAAAAACAGUUUUCGCUUAGUCAUUAUGGGGUAUUGUGUGUAGAUUGAUGAGGAGAAAAAAGAUAAUUUAAUACAUUUUAGAAUAAGGCUGUAACGCAACAAUGUGGAAAAAGUCAAGGGGUCUGAAUACUUAUCUCAGUUAAUCUCACUUUCACAAAAGCAUACUUGAUUAUAUGCAUUUUAUUGACCUGUUUCGGUGAUUUUGAUUAAUUGGGAAAAUGUUGCUGCAAUGAACUUAGAGCACAGUAUAUUUCAAAUCCGCUUGAGUAUGUUUUAUUUAAUUAAGUAUCUCUUACUAAUGCAAUUAAAUACGAUGAAAAUGAAAGAAUAUUUUGACUUUGAUUUGAUGAAAUGUAUGAAUAAGUAGAAAGGUGUUCUCCAGGAUCCCUUGAUAAACCAGUGACUGGGUUUAUCAAAGACUUCCCCACUGUUUUCUUUUUCUAUUGACCACUUUUUACCUCUAUGGACCAGACUUGAAGAAUGUAUAUCAAGUAUUUAAUUGUCAUGAUUUAUAUAGUAUUAACAAGUUUAUAAGUUGACACUUGCUUUGAGCUAAGAAAAUAAUGUUAUUUGUCUAGUCUUUUAAAAGAGACUGAAGCAUUUUAGAGAUUAAAUGUAAGAAUGGGUCUAGGAGUCACUGUUUCACAAGGUAUCUCACGUUGCCAGUAGAAACAUGUCAUGAUCAGAUGUGUUUUGUGCCUUUUAAUUCUUUAGAGUCAAAAAUAGCAAUUAGGUCUGCCUCAUGUCUGACAUUAGAAGUUUCCUUGUUCUCAGAACUGAACAUCUGUGUGGAAUGUACUGUAUGGUUGGGUGGGCAGGGCAGUGGGGCUUAGUGGUGCGGUAGAACAUCUAGGUUUAAUCACCUGACAACAGCCAACUGUCUGGAGUGAGUAGUUGCAUAGCUCAGCCCAGAGAUUUUAAGCUUUAACACCGAAUAAAACACAGGACUCAUUCAGGACUUCUACCAGCUAGCGCCAUUUGGAAAGUGUUUGUUAGUAUUGCCGAUAGGUUUGAUUGUCAACCUGUCAGUUGAUUGCACAGCUGUCAAUACUGUGGUCAGCGAUAUCGCAGUGCUGUCUACUUUCUGUUCCCUUCUUGAUUCCCCUUUUUCGCGGUUUAAAUUGUGAUCCGUGGCUUCAAUUUUACCGUUGAAGUUUACUGUUGAAACGUCUAGUAAAAGUUUUUGUGUGUGUCCUUUCAAACUAUAUAAACUAGUGACCCGCAGUGUUUGGCAUUAUACCCUGAUGAAGACUGCUUGGCUGUCGAAACAUUGGUUCUAAUAUUUUUGCAUCGGAGCUCCUAGAGUGUGCGGCUCUCCUUUAUAUUUUUAUAGUAAAAGUGAACACUUUACGGACUCAAAUGACCUCUGACAGUUUUGCUUUCUGGAGAUAUUUCCUCCAGUUUUAUUGCUGUACACUCCUUCAUUAAGCACACCACACUACCUGGUCUCCUGUGUUGUUGAUGCCAGUUUAUUAGGCCUAUUAAGUGCAGUGUCAAAAGCAAGAUGCACAUGCUGUUCAUUGUUUUGUUAUAAUCUAAUUAUAAUUGUGAGUAACAAUUAGCAGAAAUUCUGUGCAAUUAUAAAUUAAAUAAACAUGUCUUAUGAUAUGUGUAUGUAUCUAAAAGUUUGAUCUGGAGAUGACCUCCAUCUAGUAUUUUGCACUAUUGUAAUACCAUCAGGACCCUUCAACCUUAUAUGCUGAGAAGCUACACUUUAAGCCCUCUUUUUUACUAAUGGGGUUGCGUUCAUUCUUUUAAAGAUUGUAUAAAUGCUCUCCUGUCCAGAAUGAAAGGAGGCUGAAAGUUCAAUGAAAUUAAAGGACUGCAGUCCACAAGUGCUUUCCUCUUUUCUAACCAGUUUGUGUAGUUGUACAUGAAGUAGUAACUGCAAUUUCCCUCAGUGCCACAAAGCCUUUUGGGAUAUAUUGUUUCAUACCACAAAGUACAGUACUUGUUUACACCCAUGAGCUCAGUUAGAUCUGUCUCUUUGAGCUUUUGAUUGCUAUGGCUCUGUGCUAUCCCUUGCAGUUCUUCGUCAAAAGCGCCAGUCAAAUUAGAAAUAUCUUGGUGUAAGUCAUGAGUCCCAUUUUGUUAAACCUGUUCGUGUCCCUUCAAAGUCGUCACCAUAGUUUGGUUUUCUGGUUGUUUGGCUCUUGCACCCUAAACAAAAAAGUUUCCACUUUUAUUUUUUAUUGAUGUUUUCCAGAAUUCAUCUAUUGAAAAAGUUAUUAUUUUGUUCAUAAUUUAGAAAAUGGGAUUCCAUUUUUUGUAAUAAACUGAUUUGUAAUCAA